Messenger RNA from Maniola jurtina (meadow brown), 1287 nucleotides. RefSeq names its product zinc finger protein 888-like. Gene Ontology annotation, biological process: regulation of transcription by RNA polymerase II. The transcript has a single exon. Gene Ontology annotation, molecular function: DNA-binding transcription factor activity; RNA polymerase II cis-regulatory region sequence-specific DNA binding; zinc ion binding. The record is from RefSeq and is a predicted model, not a curated record. Bases 222 to 1244 code for a protein of 340 amino acids. Gene Ontology annotation, cellular component: nucleus. Lineage: Eukaryota; Metazoa; Arthropoda; Insecta; Lepidoptera; Nymphalidae.
AAUAUCAAUACCUUUUGUUUCUAGUCUGUGAUCAAUACCUAGUUAUUUACAAAAUAUAUAUCCAUUAAUCAACAGAGCAAAAUAACACCAAAUUCUAACUAUUAUUAUCAAAUUAUUUCAGUGCUUUAAUCAUAAAUGUGCCAAAAAUUACAAUUAGUAUAUAAGUACGGUUAUUAAAAGAAAACAACUACCUAUUGCUAAGCUUUUCGAAACAUUCCAAAAUGGUAACAUCUUAUUACAUUAUGAAAAUGAUUAACAACAAGAAAUAUGUUGAUACAGAAGAAUACUACAGUGGUUUAGAGUGUGCGCCUAGAAUAGCCGUGUGUAAUAAACAAUUAAAGUGCCGAGUUUGUCUCCAGGAUGGUGAAGUGGCAAUUUUUGGCGCUGACAGAACUCAAUGUAUAAAAGAGGCUCUGGAAAUUUUCGGCGAAAUCGAUGACUUAAACGAUGCUGAUGAAAAUCCAAAAUAUCUAUGCAAUAUCUGUUACAAGUUUAUAAAGAGUGCUAUUUUGUUCAGGAUAAUUCUUAGGAGAACUAACGAAAUCCUAAAACAACCGUUAGAAGUGCCAUCACCUGAACAUACUCAUGGACGUGACCAAGGUUCAUCUGAAGACGAUAAAUUGAAUUCAGAUUCGAUUUACGAAGAUUUUUCUCCUCCCGUAAAACCUCCCAAAGUGCAGUGUGGCAUAUGCAAAAAAAUGUUCAGUAAAAGGUACUAUACAACACACAUGACAAUGCACAAUCCUAAACAUCACAACCAGUAUGUUUGUGACACAUGUGGUAAAUCUUUCCGAUUAAGGGUCAGUUAUUACAAACAUAGGCUCAGACAUAGAACAGAUUAUGCUUUCAAAUGUCAAAUGUGCCCGUUCAAAGCCAGAUAUGAUGAAAGCCUAAAACGUCAUAUGCGUUCCCAUAUCCGUGAUUACAAAUACAUGUGCACAGAAUGUCCAGCUCAAUUUUUGUAUAAAAGUAAUUUAAAUUAUCACAUCAUGGUAAAACACAAAGAACCUGGAUUCAAAUGUGGUUCUUGUGACAAAGCAUUUCAUACAAAACUUAAUCUAGACCGGCAUUAUGAUGUAGAACACCUUGGGAAUAAAAGUCAUGCUUGUAAUAUGUGUGGAAGAGCAUUCGGCUACAGAAAAGCAAUGGUGAAACAUCAAAUAAGGGUACACAAGAGGGAAAAAUUGAAGUUACGUUUCAACAAUUCAAAUUACAAGCCCAUGUGUGCUGAUAAUAAAGAAUAAUAAUGAACAAUAAAUCAGUUUUUUCUUUGCUUAGGGCAUCCAU